CGGUGUCACGUGGGGGGCCGCGCCUGCGCACUGCUAGUCGGGUGGCGGGGAGCGGAGCGGAGCGGAGCGAGGCCGGGCCAUGGCGGCGGGCGGAGGAAAGAAUGAAGACUCCUACAAGGUAUUGGACCUGACAGAAUACACCAAGAAUCAGUCUUGGUGGCGCAAGCUCUUUGCACCACAUUCUGGGUCAAGUGCUGAAAAGUAUAAUGUAGCAACACAACUGGUGAUUGGAGGAGUCACUGGAUGGUGUACUGGCUUUAUCUUCCAGAAAGUUGGAAAGCUGGCAGCGACAGCAGUGGGAGGUGGCUUUUUCCUACUUCAGAUUGCAAAUCACAAGGGCUACAUCAAAGUGGACUGGAAGCUAGUUGAGCGGGAUGUGAACAAAGCCAAGCAGCAACUGAAAUUUCACAGCAGUGGCACCCCACUGAUCCCAGAAACUAAAAGCAGAGCUGAUGAGGUUAUCACGUUUCUGAAGAAGAAUGUUAUCCUGACUGGAGGGUUUGCUGGUGGAUUCCUGCUUGGAAUGGCUUCCUAGAAACUGCAUAUAACUGCCUCAGUGUCCCUUCAUGCCCAGCCUCUCCUGCACUCCUCUCCACUUCCAACUAGGAAAAGAGUGGGUUUUGCCAACUGACUUGGCUUCCUCAGGUCUUACUUCAUCUCCCUGGGUUUCAGCCCCUGCUUUCUGUAACAUUGCCACACAUUUUCCUCCCUUUUUUUCCCCCCUUGUGUCUGAGCUCUCUUGAUGUAGAGCUCCAUUGGUGCAUCUGAACUUGCAGGUAAAAAGCUCAUGAACCUCAGCAUUAGCUUGUCAGUUUGAUUCUUUUCCUUACCUGGCAAAUCCCACCACAGAUUUCUAGGUCAGGUGCAGUGCCAUACAUAGAUGACAAUGGGAAUCUGAAAGCAGGUGCAAGGACUGACAGCUUUAAACUUCUGUCUCCCAGCACUACUAGCAGUUCUGUAUCCUCUGUUCUCUAGUAACUGAAAAGCCCUUGCUUCCAGCUGUAAGGGGACAAAGGAAACGUUGCCUGAAAUCAUCAUAUGCUUGGCUAUUCGUGGAUGGAAAUAGAAUUACAAAAGGGUAAGUCAGACCAUGCUCUGAAGUGGGCACCACUGUUUGUUUGGAAAACAGCUGAGUCAGUGGCAGAUGGUGGUUGAGUAAGUAUACCUGCCGGUUUGUUUAGAAGUACUCUAGCAGACUGGUUCUUCUGUCUUUGCCCCUUUUUAGGCCCUUGCCAUUAAACUACUCACAGAUGGCUCCUUGGCAUCAUCUCUACUGGUAUUUAUACUGGAAAUGCAGCAUUGGCACUGCAGAUGGAAAUUCUGAGUGUACAUAUGACUGACUCUUCCUGAUCCUUUAUUGUGGGUUUUGAAAGUCAUUGAGCUUCCUACCACUUAUAAUGCUUUCUUUUUCUUCACUGUCUACUUUAUGGCUGGCUCAGCUUGUGAACUUGACACCAUACAGAAUGCCUGAACUGUUUGUAUGUGACUGCCAAGACCAGCUCCAUCUUCCCUGGCACACUUGUGUUGUGGCAGUUACUGUAACAUGCACAUUGGUCAGACUGACUUUUAGGGGACUGCAGCCUCUAUUUGGGGGCAUUGUGGAAUUACAACUACCUGUAGGUGUGCAGGGCACAAGGAAUACGAGCUAUCUGGGAUAUAUUGUAGUCUUCCAGGAUUCCAGUUUUUCAGUGUAUGCAGCAGUGUUGGUGUCUCAGACUGACUAAAAUUGCUCUAAAUACAGAAAACCAUUUAUCUUCCUUUGAGCGUUCUACCUACUAAGAACUGGAUAGAUGGAGCUUGUGAAAGUAUGAACUUUUCAGUUUGCCUACCAGCCAGCUGCACUUGAGUGACAGCCACCUUAAAACAUGGUGAUCAGCUCCCUGUAGCAUGUAUAUUUACUAAGUAGUAUUUGACAUAUGAUCUAAUAAAUCAUAAGAAUCUGUGCUUUAAAAAAUUCUUGGUUUAUAUGGUGAGAGAUUCAUACGUAGGCUUUUUAAACUGAGACUGGAACUGGCAUAGAUUAUGAGAGCUACUGCUUGGAGCAGCUAUUCUAAAACAGCCCAGUUUGCCUCCCUCUCUGGAGAAGUGGGGAGGGGGGGAAGGAUGCUUGUUCCUUUCUAAACUAGAUACUGGGUUGUGGAAAACCAAGUCACCAUCUCUAAAUUGUUGCAAAAAUAACUCUGCUUUACUUUAAGCCUUUUAUAGCUUCUCCUCCUUCCUGGGUUCUGCUUGAUUCUUUUACUGUUCCAGAAACAAGUGUCUGGGUGAAAGUAGUCUCCCUCCGUUUGUUUAAUUCCUGCACCUGCAGAACAACUCCAGCAUACCCUGGGUUGUAAUGCGGGUUGGAGGCAGGGUCAGCUUGGCUGGGGAAGGUAGGCCUAGUGUUGCCAAGGCCUGAAUUGAUCUCUAACCUACAAGAGAAAAAGAAAAAAAAGUGUUAAAAAUAACUUGGAGAUCCAGUCAGCAUUUGCUAGCACUGGGCCUUUGUCUCCCUGCCCCAGUCCCUUUUGAAUCAAUAGCCUGGAAGGCAAGGGGCUUGUUGGCUCUGUGGUUCAGAUGACAGUAAUUAGCUGUUCUGGCUGAGGGUGGGUUACUUAUUCAAAACCUGUUCCCACUUGCCAUUAAAAUCCCAGGAAGUGAACUGUGUGUGUGGUCAGACACUUCUGAAUGUAGUGUGUGGCACAAAGAUGCACUUUAUUUGUUCUGCUGCAAUAACUCUGUUUAGCUAGCUCUUGACCUAGCUGGAAACAGGGUAUUUACCCAAAGGAAAAAUGCUGGGGGCCCUGAGUGCUCUCUUAGAGCUAUGGUAGCUUGAUGACUACAGUAUUUUUUUUUUAUGAAAGCACCUGAUAUAUUUAAAUUGUUUCUCUCUCAAUUUCUCCAUCAUAAUAAGUUCAGCAACUCAGUUCCAUCUGAUUAACCUUCCUUGCCUUCCUGAUCCAAUAGUGGAGAUCAGGAGAAACAUUCCUUUAGUCAGAGAAUAGAGGAGAAAUUCCUGCUACGUAUCAGUAGCAGGGUAGGAAACACUAGGCUCAUACCACGUGGCAGAUAAUGUACAGUCAAAAGCUAUAGCCAUCACACAACAUAGUGAUAUAAGUUCACAGUAAAUCUUUGUAUGUUAGAGAGCAGGAUAAAUAGCUGCUAUGUUGGGAAAAGGGCUUCAUGCUGAUGAAUUUAUAAAAUAUGCAAUCCAGGGAGCUCCUGUUGCUACAAGAAAAUACCUGUACUUCUGCCUGCUGUGCUGGCUAACAAAAUUUCUUUCUAAGAGACUUCUCUCUUCAAAGCUUUCUCCAAAGACAAUGCUGAAUAGACACACAUGCACAUGCGUGCACGCACACUUUGGGAGGCCCAGUUUUAGGAUGAUGGCUGUAAAUUAAUCAAAACUUCUGGCCUAGUGCCUAGCCAACUUAUCAAUUGGAAGCUUGGCAGUGAACUUUGUUCAUGUGGUUAUAAAACCUGAGAAGUCUCUUGUUUCACUGUCCCCUUCUCCAGCUGCUGUCAUGUUCCUCCUCAGGUAUGAAAGAUUGCUAAAUAUAGGAAAUAAGUGCUGCUGAUGUAUUGUGCCAGUCUAAGAAACGAGCACAUUCUUAUUAGGCCUUAGAGCUAUUUCUAGUAGCAACUUCCUGCCUAUAGGAAUACCAGCCUUUCAGAUGUUAUUCUAGGCAAAAGGCUAAUGAAUCUAAUAAGGAAUAUAUUGGGAAUCUGUUCCGUCUUGGAGCCCCUUAAAAAUAGCUGCUGUUUGACUGCAGUAUUAUGUAUUGCUGCCAUGAAACAAAGCAGCUAGUAGAGGGAGCUAAAAUUUUAACUUCUCAAAACUGGUGGAGGGGAUCUCAGAAGCAAUCAAAGGGAGGAAACCAUAUUGACUUUUGAUCUGAACAAGUGACUUGGAGCAAGACCAGGGACAUCGGAGUUUGACACAAGAAGAUUAACUAUAACCGUGAGAGUGUAAAACUUCCAAACUGGAAUUUCCAGGUUACAUGUCACUACACUGUGUGCCAGGAGUGGAAGGCUUGUCUCUCUUUAUUUUCAAAUGUACAAAUCUACCAUGGAAUUUUUUUGGAUCAUGUUGUGGGUGCCAAAAUGAAAUCCAACUCCCUGUUUUGUUUCAACUAACUUAGCACCCAUUCCAGUGAGUUAUAGUUUAAGAAUGUAUGUCUUUAAAAAAAAUUUUGUAUAUCAUCUGUAAAUGCUUGUUGAAGUGAUAUUUUAUUAAACUGUUUUGCUCUAA
Molecule: messenger RNA, 4228 nt
Organism: Alligator mississippiensis (American alligator)
Lineage: Eukaryota; Metazoa; Chordata; Crocodylia; Alligatoridae
Gene: FUNDC2
Product: FUN14 domain containing 2
Exons: 5
Coding region: 80-535 (151 amino acids)
Biological process (GO): autophagy of mitochondrion
Cellular component (GO): mitochondrial outer membrane
Source: RefSeq, a predicted model, not a curated record